Molecule: messenger RNA, 1603 nt
Organism: Anoplopoma fimbria (sablefish)
Lineage: Eukaryota; Metazoa; Chordata; Actinopteri; Perciformes; Anoplopomatidae
Gene: mlf1
Product: myeloid leukemia factor 1
Exons: 7
Coding region: 91-861 (256 amino acids)
Biological process (GO): regulation of DNA-templated transcription
Cellular component (GO): nucleus; cytoplasm
Source: RefSeq, a predicted model, not a curated record
UGUUGCUGGGACACCUGUGGCUGAACGGAAUAUUAUUUUUUUGAAAAAUCACAAUCUUAUAUUUUGUUAACAGCCUCAAAAUCCGUGGAAAUGUUCAACAGUAAUCGCAGGGAGUUUGAUGAGGAUCCGUUCUUCUCGGAUCCAUUUCGGGCUCACAGGGAUCAUAUGAGGCAGAUGAUGCGUAGCUUCUCGGAGCCAUACGGUGGGCCCGUAGUUCCCAGUAUGACGGAUGGGAGAAACUGUGGUCGUGACAUGUCAGAACAGCCAAGCUCGUCCCUGGCACUGAGGGGCGAACACAGGGAAAUGACCAGGAACCCUUUCGGCAUGUUCGACAACAUGAUGUCCAGCAUGAAAAACAGGAUGCAGGAGAUGCACAAAAACUUUGAAAACAUGGAUUCAAACACCUACUCAUUUAGCUCCUCAUCAGUCAUGACAUAUUCAAAGGCUGGAAAUGAGCCUCCCAAGGUCUUCCAGGCGAGCUCAUCGACACGCCGUGCCCCUGGAGGGAUCAAGGAGACCCGGCAAGCAGUUAAAGACUCUGAGAGCGGUCUGGAGAAGAUGUCCAUUGGUCACCACAUCCAGGACAGGGGACAUGUUGUUGAGAAGAAAUACAACAAGAAAACAGGACAGAAGGAGUUCAACCAGGACUUUCAGAAUAUGGAUGAAUCUGAAGCACAGACUUUUGACGAUGAGUGGCAGCAGGAGGUGUCCAAGGGCCCAAUGGAUUCUCUGAAGGAACCCCGACCCUGUGGUGUUCACCAGGCUGCCCUCACAGGUUCUGAGCAGGAGCACAGUGACCAAUCAAAAGGCAAGGCUGAGGGUAAAAGCAACAUGAAAGGCUCAGGCUCGACAAAGCAGUGAAAAAUCUGUUUGUGUGCUUAUUAAAGUCUUUGAAGAAUCAUGCAAUACACUUGGAUGCUCUGUGGCCCCUCUCUCUCACACACACACACACACACACACACACACACACACACACACACACACACACACACACACACACACACACACACACACACACACCCCUGUCAUCAUAUGGACAGAAUCAGAAGACACUGACCCAGAUUUUGGGACAUAUAUAAGACUAUACGUUUGACAUUUCUGCUCCCCAUUUUCCAAAGCAUACUAAACAAUAGGAAUUGAAACCCGAAGAAGACGGCUGCCCAAUUACCGUGAACAUUUUCUGCUUUUUCAUGGGUCAAAUUACUAGCAUGGCUCACAUUUGAAUUCGAAAACAUUAACAGAAAGAAUCAGGAAUCUGAAGCGUGUUGGUUGUACAGCAUGCAAACCAGCAGCAAUCCUUUACCUCUUUUCUAUGCUUAUAGAAUAUCACAAUAAAGUUACAAACAGGUCCUUAAUCUUUCACUACGACCAGGAAGCUGAAAGGGUCAUUAGUAUUGCUAUGGAUGUAGGGGUGGUUGGCAUUACUUAUAUCAUAACACAUUAACAGUCUAAGAGCAAUUCAUUUAUAUGAUUUGGCAUCAGAUUCAUAGAAUAUAUUUAUGUAUGGCAUUCGGAUGAUACCAUCUGUUUUUUAUCAUUGCCAUUUUCAUAAUGCAACAAGGCACACAAUUUAGUGACUUAUUGACUGUUUGAAAUCCACUAA